AUGCACGGGGGUGAUGCGCCCGCCAGUGCUUACAUGGUACUGGUAGGGCUCUUGCAAGUCGCAUGCCUUGGUCGAGGUCUUUUCUUGGCGCUCACGCACUGGCGGCAAGUGGGCAGGGUGAUUCAGAAGACCAUCACUGAACUGCAUUGUUGCGCAUGUUGCGCUAGCCGGUUUGACCUGGAAGAGAAGUCCUAUAUGAUGGAGACAAAGGCUACCGAACUGCGACUGCGCGCGGCCCACAUUUACGUGCACUUACUUCUGCUUGUGAGUGGCCCAGCCAUUGCUUGGACGAUCUGGGUCCCAUGGCACGGUCAGACCAUGGUGACAGAUGCGCAGCGCUGGGCCACCUUGACUUUUUUCGGAGCUUCAACUGUGCAUUUCAUAAGACCCAGUGUCCUCUCCACGGUCACUGCGUUCGCCUUGUAUCUGGGAGGGAUGGCCAUGGGCAUUGGGGUGAUCUAUGCUGCAAUGGAUGAGAUGCGUUCCCGCGAAUCUGCAGCUGAUACGGAUGUGUACGAAGCUGCCAUGACGCCUCUCAUUUUUGCUUUCUUCUUCCGGGUCCCUGGCGUUUGUUUGACAGGCCGCCUCUGGCUCAUUGUUUUGUGCAACGUCGCACUUUCAAUCGUGACGUUGGCAGUGUCGCCGCUUCCAUCGGCGGCGCUCGAACUUAUGAUCAGCCUUUUCACGUUCGCAGUGGCCUUCGUCUUGCAGGUCGCCCUCAUGAAGGCGGUGGAAAGGGAGAUCAACUUCAGCGAGACUGCCACCGACUUCCAAGCGGCCACGGCGCUCCUGCAGCUGACCUGUGACGCAGUGAUUGAGCUGGAUGCGGCCCUCUGCAUGACAGACCACUCUGAUGAGUUGGCUGCCAUCCUGCUCAGAGAUCGGCCCGGUCUUUCCUUGGCUGGGACCAAGUUCGAGAACUUCUUGGCUGACCCGGAAGAGAGGCGAGCAGCACUCCAGCUGCUGCGUCAGCCCAGGGCGGCAAAUGCGUCUGGAAGCAUUUCUGCGCAGGCAUUUCGAACCCGAUUGGUGGACAGCUGCUCCAGCAAGUUCAGCUGCGAAGCUUUUCACGUCAAGUACAAGAAGCCUGACGGCAAGACAUGCCACCUGGUGGGUCUGCGGGAUGUCACCGAUCAAGAGUCCUUGGCAAGGCCAGCAGACGUGCGAGCCGUGAGGCAGCUUGAUCAGCCUUCCGCGUACACGAGUCCGAGUAAAGUCAGCUCCUGCUCGUCGGAAGUUGCGAAGGAGGUUUGUGAGCAAUUGGCAGACGGAGAACCUAAGAGAGUGAUCUGCCUCCAGCUGGACCUCACAGCUUGGGUUGUGGAGUGCGCCUCAAUCCCUGCAGCCAGCUUGGUCGGAAUGCCUCUGGCGGCCCUUUUCCCGAAUACAGGAACUGAGAUCCUGCGUGAAGUGCUCGAGGCCGCCCGCCGGACCGACCCAACAGCUGCACCGAGCCUUUUCAGCUUCGCAGGGGUUGCGGUUCAAUGGGCACCUUGUCAGCUCGACUAUAUCGACGGGACCAUCGAGAUCCUGCAGUCGCAGCUGGGUGCUCCCAAACUUCUACUCCGAUGCACCGGCUCCGUCUCCACCGCCCCAGGCCUCAGCGCUGAGGACAGGUCUCCGUCUUCGUGGGACAGCAAGCUAACGAACAUCCUCCCCGGAAGACCGCAGGCUGCGGAGGAGCUCAGGUGA
Messenger RNA from Symbiodinium natans, 1692 nucleotides. The record is from the annotation of a GenBank genome assembly. Lineage: Eukaryota; Dinophyceae; Suessiales; Symbiodiniaceae.